AUGCCAGGCCACGACAGCAGUGCACUGUGCUGCUUGUUACCUGUUUUAGUGCGCUGCUACUGGACACGUCCAUUUUCUCUUCUGCAGAAAGAUCUUCAUGACCUGUUCGCGGGCUGUGGUGCCAUCGAGCGUGUCGCAAUUUUGGAUCCCCCACUGCCACGGCAUGAAUACACGUUCGGCUUUGUAGUGUUCACCCGUGUAGAGUCUGUUCUCCAGGCGGUGCGCGAGCUUCAUAACUGGAGAAUCGGUAGCAGCAGGAUCAGAGUGGAGAUAGCACAUGAUACAAUGGCUGCUGUCAUUGGUGCUGCAGACUCAAACUAUGCCGCUAGGAUAUAUACCGUGUAUGUAGGACCAAUGCCUCCUCAGAUGACUGCGGCACAGUUAAAGGCAAUGUUUGGGAAAUGUGGCCCAGUGCAUUCUGUGAACAUUGCAGGAACAAGCGCAGACAAAUAUGUUUUUGGGUUUGUCACAUUCCACGACAAGGGCUCUGCAUUGAAGUCUAUCCAACGUUACAACCACCUCACUAUGGGAGGUUACAAACUGGGCGUGUCUAUUUCACGUGAGCGGUCAAUCCUUGCAGAAGAAGACAUCGUGGAGUUGACAACAGAAGUGGAGCGGUGUCGUUCCACCAGCUGGGAGGCAGAGCUUGGAGAAGAGGCACUUAUCUUGUGGGAGCUACGUAAGUCGUGGGGAGUCUACAUGGGAGACAAGAAAGGGUCAGCGGUGUGCAGCACUGCAGCCCAGUGGCAGGACUUCGUGAAAGAGUUGUUGGCAGUCGCACACAAGCCGUUGCCACUUCCCGUAGUGGAGAUGCCUUCUCCCACAGACUUCCUUAAGAUAAACAAAGACACCAUGUUAAAACUCAUCAAGGAAGCACAGCUUGCAAUAUCCGAAACUGAUAAUUCAAGCCAGGAUGAUCACAGACAUUCACCAAGUUGCUGGAGUGUUGUCAUGACGAUGCCAAGCACCACUGCUUCCGUGCCCAUCUCUGGGCAGCUUCCUCUGAGUAGAACUGAACCCUAUAUCGCACCAAGUGAUAUUCAUGUAUCACUAAGUACUGCUGCGGAAAUGCAAUCAGUUACCAAGCCUUUACCAAAGUUAAAUAGUCCUGUAGCGGUACCUAGGGAAGAACGCUGCCAUACAACUGCCAAGGCUGCAUCCACUGCAAAUGACAUUGUAGUGCCAUCUCAGAAUGAAGCUGAAUUCCUUGGGGAUACACUCACAGCCGUCAAAUCUUUGCUCACUUCAAAUGAUACUGCUGCGACACCUUGUAACGAAGUCAAAUCCUUGGAGAUUAUUCAGACAGAAUCUUCUGCAGCAAGCGACGCUCAGUCUGCGGAUGGUGAGCAAUCUGAGAGUGCCGAGCCUGGUGAGCUGACAAAUGUGAACAAGCGAACGUGCCACAGUGCAGGAGAUUCGACUGCAAGCAGCAUUGCUGAGGCAGCAAGUACUGAAGCAGCAAUCAUAGGUAACACGACAGAGAAAGUGAAUAUUAGUCUCACAGAAGACUCCGAUAACGAUGGGGAAAAGUUGCCAGAGGUCAGCAGGGAACAAUGUGGAGGGCCUUCGAGUAUGGAGUUUUCUCCAAAGGCCAACAGGACAGUGGAACCACCAGCAGAACUCUUCUUGAUGAAGUUACUCUCCGAUCUGGAAGUGCUGCACACUACGCAUCGGAGCAUGGACAAUAGUCGUGAUUUGGCGAUGGGUGAUGUUCUGUCCACACAGUAUGUCGAGGCUGCUCAUGACGUUGGCACCACACAAGAUGUCCAAACUAUUAAUAAUGUCCACAUCACACCAGAUAGCCAGGGUACUGGUAAUGUCCACAUCACAGCAGACAGCCAGGGUACUGGUGAUGUCCACAUCACACCAGAUAUCCAGACUACUGAUAAUGUCCACAUCACAUCAGAUAUCCAGACUACUGAUAAUGUCCACAUCACAACCUCACGAACAGUCCAGAUCGCACGUGACGACCAGACCUCACCAACAGUCCAGAUCGCAGGUGACGACCAGACCUCACCAACAGUCCAGAUCGCAGAGGAGUGCCACACGGCAGCAGACUCGCCGGCUAAAUCAGUUCCCGAUAGUCCCCUAGGCAGAUUCCUCUCACGCAUGGAGGCUCAGACGAGAUGUGAAGGCCUCGCCCUACCGCCCAGUCUACAGCAUCCCGUGCGUGGCUCGCACUCGAGUCACCCCAACGUCCUACUACGACACGACGCGUGGAGCGACGUCUACGGCGUGAUGCCGCAGUGGGAUGGCAUCUUCUCCCAGCAUGCCGACGCGUCGCGGCAGGCGAUCGGCGGGGGGGAGGUCUCGCCGCCCGUUGUCGUCGACGACGCCGCUGAUGAUUCGGACGGAGAGUCGGUGGUCAAUAUCGGUCAGCGGUACCAUGAGCAGGAGCUGGAGGACGACGACAGCGAUGACCGCAGCGGCCGCGCAUACAGAGAUUUCUUCGGCGAGAGCGCGGGCGGUCGAGAGCCGAGCUCCGAUGAGGGUCCAGCAGAGCCGGACACCAGCAAGUGCAGUAGCAUCAGCAGCAGCAGCACGAUUAGUGCCGGACUACUAAACGACUCCCAGGAGCAGCAAAUGCCGCAGUUAGUGCCGUUGGGCCCCGAGGAAAGAGAAGAUGAGUGUGACUUCGAGAUAGACGACGCUCUGUCUCGCAUCCUCGCAGAGUUUCCUCACCAGGCGGAGCUGCUACGCCGCACACCAGAGGCGGUGCGGCUGCGUACCCUGCUCAACGAAAUUGCUGUCCUGCAGAGCUACGAUGCAGGCUAUGCUGCAGAUGUGCAGGGUAGUUGGGACAGCGAGCGGGAGGCAGGUCUGAUGGAGGCUGAGCUGCAACUGCAGAAGGAAAUAGAGCUGCACUCCUCCAGGUGGCAGCACAUUCCGGGCACUUUUAAACGCACACCUAAUACUGUUAGCAAGGGUCUAUGUCCCCCAGGGGAAGAGGAGGAUGAUCUCUUGUAUGAAAAAGAACUGUUUACUUUGCAAGGAAAUGAGACCGCCAUCCAUGAGCUACAAUUGGAGACCGGUGGCGAGAAGAUUGCUGCGGCUCUAGAGAUUGCAGAAAUGCAUCUGCAAGUGAUGCGACUGAGACUCUGUGAUUCUGACCUCUAA
Priapulus caudatus is the source of this 3117-nucleotide messenger RNA. RefSeq lists its product as uncharacterized. NCBI's taxonomy places the organism in Eukaryota, Metazoa, Priapulida, Priapulimorpha, Priapulimorphida, Priapulidae. The transcript has 11 exons. Bases 1 to 3117 code for a protein of 1038 amino acids. Gene Ontology annotation, biological process: mRNA splicing, via spliceosome. The record is from RefSeq and is a predicted model, not a curated record. Gene Ontology annotation, cellular component: nuclear speck. Gene Ontology annotation, molecular function: RNA binding.